GAUGGCGGUGAGUGAGGAUCUCCGUGGGUUGUGUGUUCUCCAGGCUUACGUUAGAGGUUAUUUGGUGAGAAAAAGCUUCCAGCGUUUGCGCCAAGACUAUGAAAAUAUUGUAAAAGAAAUCGAAGGAGGUGUGGACUUGUUGGAGUGGGACGGCAAGGAGUUACCGAGGCCUAAAUUUAAGGAGCAGAAUGCAAAGAGAAAAGGCGUGAACCAUGUAAUUGAAAGGCAACCAUGUGAAACAUCUUGUCCUGAAGCAAAAAAAGAUGGAAUUUGUGGAAUAUUUGAGGCUGAUGAACCAGAAAAAGAUGAUUGUGAAAUCAGAGCAUCCUCAAUCACAGGAAAUUUUCCUGCAGUGGCUGAGCACCUGGAUGUUCCUGGCAUUUUGACUGGAGGUCCUGUGAUAUGGGAACAGGCAUCCAAUAAAAUUGAAGCAUCCUCUGCAAGUGGUGAUGAGAAGAAGGACUCUGAUACUACAAUGAACUUUACUGAUGUAACCUCAGUUUGGAACAGUACAGUACUGGAGGAUUCACCCGCUGUUCUCAGUACAGAACAUUUGUGUAAGUGGCAAAGGAAAGAAAUGCCAACAACACUCGAAGGGAUACAGAAGUACAGAAGCAGCCUCGCAAUGGAACUCUUGUGGCUGCAACAGGCCAUUGCUAGUCGUAAAAAUUAUUUGAUACUGAAGCAACAAUUGAGAACUCCAGAAUGAAAAUGUGGUUUCAGAAUUGGCAGCACUACAUGAAUCACCAAGAAGCUGAUCCACAAGUCAUGGAGAUGUUCUUCAUUGGAAGAUGCAAGAAGAAUUAUAUCACAGAUGAAAUCUGUGUGUGGUAAAUGCAGUGAAAUGGAACCUGAUGGAAACUCUUCACAGAGAACAUGAGGUUAAAAGAAUGCUAACAGUUAACUUAAUGCAUUCCUUGGAGCAAUACUGCAGUUUGUAUGUUCCAGUAUAAGGCUGUGUCAAACUUCUGUUAAGCUUAUAGCUCUGUUUUGUUUAUUUCAGAAAAUAAUAAUCCUUUCAUAUUUAAUAUAUCAAUUUAUUUACUUAUGACUGGCAUCCUGGCCAGUGGAACGUGCAACUAUUGCUAAUCUUGGAAUCCAGCCAAGAUGCUGCUAAUCAGAUCCAUUUUUCACCAGUUUGUCAGGAUAUGCUUUAACUAUUUGACUGUGCUGGGAUAAAGAAAUACAUGUUGAUCAAUUGAGUUAUCUUUUUGUAUUAUUGCACUUAAGUCUCCACAUUGUCAAGAAAUAAACAGAGCCUGAGCUUUUCUGGGACCUUUCCAUCACAAUGACCAUCAAUCGAAAUAUGAACUUCUGUGAUGUAAUAUGUUUAUUCUUUUUAAAAUACUGUCUGAUGAUUUCUUAUGCAUUCUGCUGAAAAUUUGUAACAUUAUGGAAUUAUUUCUUCAUUUAUGGAAUUGUGCACUUACCAUGUAAGCUGAAAGUUCAUCAAAUUUAAUGCAAAUAUGUACUGAUUUCAAGUUCUCAUUUCUCUCCAAAUGGGUUAUUUUUAAAAAAUGCCAAAGU
Messenger RNA from Hemiscyllium ocellatum (epaulette shark), 1527 nucleotides. RefSeq names its product IQ motif containing C (gene iqcc). Lineage: Eukaryota; Metazoa; Chordata; Chondrichthyes; Orectolobiformes; Hemiscylliidae. The record is from RefSeq and is a predicted model, not a curated record. Gene Ontology annotation, molecular function: protein binding. The transcript has 5 exons. Bases 2 to 709 code for a protein of 235 amino acids.